UUACUUUCAGCAAGCAUUAAAACAAUACGAAAACAAAUCCAAACCCGGACAUUUUACGCAAUUUAGAAAUCCUGGCCAGGACAUUUUCAAAGAGAGGACGUAUGAUCAACUUGAAUUACAUUUGUUUUAAGAUGCCAGUUCACCCGCGAGAUAGAAAAGAGAAUAGCCACGAAGAAAUGGACGUGGACUAUCCCGAGCAAGAGGCCAGCAGCUCCGACGAAGAGGACUCGGUGAGCUCGAGCGCGUCUGAAGAUGGAGACACUUCAGACAUGGAUGAUGAAGACUGUGAAAGAAGGCGCAUGGAGUGUUUGGAUGAGAUGACUAAUCUUGAGAAGCAGUUCACAGACCUGAAGGAUCAUUUGUAUAAGGAGAGACUGAGUCAGGUGGAUCUUAAACUGCAAGAAGUGAUUGCUGGCAGUGCUCUGGAGUACCUCGAACCCCUGGCCACCCUGCAGGAGAACAUGCAGAUCCGAACCAAAGUCGCAGGGAUCUACCGUGAGCUCUGCUUGGAAUCUGUUAGAAACAAAUACGACUGUGAGAUGCAAGCAGCCAGCCAGCAUUGGGAGAGUGAGAAGCUCCUGCUUUUCGACACGGUUCAGGGUGAACUGGAGGAGAAGAUCAGACGACUGGAGGAGGACAGACACAGUAUUGAUAUAACUUCAGAACUGUGGAAUGAUGGUCUGCAGUCUAAGAAGAAUAAAAAGAAGGAUCCCCUGAGUCCUGGAAAGAAGAAGAAACCUGUGGUUGUGUCCGGACCAUACAUUGUUUACAUGCUGCAAGACCUGGAUAUACUUGAAGACUGGACUGCCAUAAGAAAGGCAAUGGCUUCAGUGGGUCCUCAUAGAGUAAAAGUAGAUGCUCCUUUGAAAGCAGAACGACAGCAUCAUGUUGCCCGAUCAGAGGAUGGACGCCUGUUCUAUGACAACAAAUGGUACAGCCGAGGUCAGGCCAUAUGUAUCAACAGGAAGGACGAGUACCCCACCAGUGCCACGAUAACCACGAUUAACCACGAUGAGGUUUGGUACAAACGUCUGGAUGGCAGCAAAUCAAAGCUUUACAUCUCUCAGCUCCAGAAAGGCAAAUACACUAUAAAACACUCCUAAAGAUCCUCCUCCGUUCCACGCCGCUCUCCGUUUGUCACCAUAUCGACUCGUUCAUGCUGGAUGCUCUUACAUGCAUGCAUCACAUGUUUGCACUUCCUAAGCUCCAGCUGCUAAACAAACACCUGUUCGCCAAGGAAAAGUGAAAGUGUGUGCCUUGAUGACAAGGACGAGCCAGUAAAGCCUUGUUCAAAGCAGAAGCCCAGCUCAUUGGUAUUGCUGAUACUUGGACACAUGACGAUUUCCAUGCUUUUAUGAAAUACAGAGUUUGAUUUACGGAGCAUGUCUCAGUGUUCUGCAGUGAGUUCGUGCCAUGUGUCCUGUUCUGUGUCUGUGAGAUGCAUAAUGUUUUAAAACAACAGAACGGUCCACGAAGUGUUAUUUUUGUACUUGUUCUAAAAAAAAAAAAAAUAGACAACUUGUGAACUCACUUUAAAAGUCUAUAAAAAUGUAUAUAGCAGUAUUUAGGAGAUUGUCUUAGUUUAGUAUUAACGUAACAGGGCUUGUGCAAGUCAUGUAUUCGUUUUGUAACGAUUAUUAUUUUCUGUUAAACUAAUCAAAUGUAGCAUAUUCUGAGCCUUUGAUCAAAUAUAUGAUUCAUGUCAGGCUAUAUUUCUGGUAAAUAUUGUAUUUUUGGAUUGCCCAGAAAGAGAUUCGUGAAAGCCUUCAACAGUUGUGCUGAAUGAUGUUGUAUCAAAUAGUCACAUUCAUUUUACGGUGUCUUAGCACUUGAGUGGUUUCUAAAUGUUAAGUGAGUUGCAUGAUUUGACUUAGUUCAUCAUUUAAUUUCUUUGUUACUGAUUUAAAAAUGCUUUAAUUGAUGCAAUACCAAACACUACACCAUUCCUGACAAAAGAGCCAUGUCUUCUGGACAUCACAGAGCCACAAAAGUCCAACACAUCCAUUUAAUAAAAUCUCUUCAAUCAGUACGGAGUAAAUCAUAUCUGAGUAUUAUGUGACUGAUGCAACAUUUUUUUGAAGCAAAUAAAGAGUUCUGACUGGACUGUGGAUUCACAGACUGUAAUUAUAUUGCUUUAUUUGACACUGGAGUUUCUGUUCGGUUCUCAGUGGAAAUAUCAUAUUCUGUUAUAAAGGUGAUUUUGCAUGGUA
Carassius auratus (goldfish) is the source of this 2210-nucleotide messenger RNA. RefSeq names its product BRMS1 like transcriptional repressor b (gene brms1lb). The record is from RefSeq and is a predicted model, not a curated record. NCBI's taxonomy places the organism in Eukaryota, Metazoa, Chordata, Actinopteri, Cypriniformes, Cyprinidae. The coding region runs from base 102 to 1103 and encodes 333 amino acids. The transcript is spliced from 11 exons.